Molecule: messenger RNA, 955 nt
Organism: Cynara cardunculus var. scolymus (artichoke)
Lineage: Eukaryota; Viridiplantae; Streptophyta; Magnoliopsida; Asterales; Asteraceae
Product: secoisolariciresinol dehydrogenase-like
Exons: 2
Coding region: 55-879 (274 amino acids)
Molecular function (GO): oxidoreductase activity
Source: RefSeq, a predicted model, not a curated record
ACCUUAAAUGAUUAAAGUUUGAGGUUGAAGGGAUCAAAUUUUAGUGGCAGCAUCAUGGCUUCUUCUACUUCUACUUCUACUUCUAUUCCAAAACCAAGGCUCGAAAAUAAGGUAGCAAUUGUUACUGGUGGAGCUCAAGGCAUUGGAGAAUGUAUUGUGAGGUCAUUCGUAAAACAUGGAGCAAAAGUAGUUAUUGUUGAUAUCAAAGACGACUUGGGAGAAUUAAUUUGCAAAGACUUGGGUGCUGAGUUCGUAUCUUUCAUUCACUGUGACGUAAGCGUUGAAUCAGAUGUAGAGAACGCCAUCAACACCACCAUCGGUAGGCAUGGGAAACUCGACAUCAUGGUUAACAAUGCAGGGAUUGGCGAUGCGCCAAAACUUAGCAUUUUAGAUAAUGAUAAGGCAGACUUCGAGCGUGUUAUUAGUGUCAAUCUAAUUGGAGCGUUUUUGGGAACCAAACAUGCAGCACGGGUGAUGAUUCCAAAAUGCAGUGGGAGCAUCAUCACAACUGCAAGUGUAUGUUCUAUUACAGGUGGGGUUGCUUCUCAUGCAUACACAAGCUCAAAGCAUGGUGUGGUUGGACUAGCAAAGAACGUUGCUGCUGAACUAGGGAAGUAUCAAAUCCGCGUUAAUUGCAUAUCUCCCCAUUUUAUACCAACUCUGUUGGCAAUGAAGUUCUUCGACAUGGAUGAAAACUCGACUGUGUACUCAAACCUUAAAGGCAAGACACUUGGACCACAAGAUGUUGCAAAUGCAGCUGUUUUUCUAGCAAGUGAUGAGUCUGAGUAUAUGAGUGGACAUAACUUGGUCGUAGAUGGAGGUUACUCUGUUCUUAAUCCUUCAUUUGGCUUGUUUUCAUUGGACAAGAUAGAAUCCUAGGUCAACACAUCAUUCUUGUGUUUCGUGUGCUUGCAUUUUCUGAUGUUGUUUUCUUAGUUGAAUAAUGUCAUAUUCU